Emiliania huxleyi CCMP1516 is the source of this 1298-nucleotide messenger RNA. RefSeq lists its product as hypothetical. Gene Ontology annotation, cellular component: membrane. NCBI's taxonomy places the organism in Eukaryota, Haptophyta, Isochrysidales, Noelaerhabdaceae. The transcript has a single exon. The record is from RefSeq and is a predicted model, not a curated record. The coding region runs from base 40 to 966 and encodes 308 amino acids.
CUUGACUUGUUCAACCAAAGCCCAACCAUCCACGCCACCAUGAUGCUCGGACUCUUCGCGGUGUUCAAGACGGCCGUCGCCACGGCGGAGGCGGCCAGUAUGGACUUGGAGGGCGCGCUCAUCAGCCGCGUGCCUUCGGGCCGACGCCGCCGGCAGGAGUUCCUCGAGGCGGCGGGCCCGACGCUCCUUGUGCUGACGUUUCUGGAGGACUCCCUCCGAGUGGUGCAGCAGUGGGAGGGUCAGAUGGCCUUCAUGCAGAGCACGAUGCACUUGGGCUACUACCUCGGCGCCACCCUCCUCUUCCUAUCAAUGCUCGUGCAGACCGUUGGAUCGCUGGUCGUGCUCCACGCCGCGCUCGUGCCUUCGGCAAAGCUUGGCCUUGCCAAGCGCGCAACCUGGUCUCUGCUCGCGUUCACCAUCGUCCAGCCCUUCAUGUACGGAGAGCUGACCAACAUCGACUUCCUGUGCCGCUCACUCACGCUGGCGGGCGGCCUCCUGCUCUGUACCUUUGCGCAGAGUAAGCAACUAGCAUCGCGGCCAAGGGCCAGCCAGUGGGGCCUGCCACAGAGCAAUUUUGCGGCGGACAAGCUGCAGCUUUUCGGCCGGCUUAUGCUGACCCUCCUCUUCUUCUUUGAGGCCCUCGCGGGGUCCAACUCAGGCGGCCUCCACUCGCUCAUCGAGGCCCCCCGCCUGCUGCCCGCCGUGACCGCGGUGGCCCUGAUCGCCGCCGCCGUCCUAAUCGCCGUCGGGUUCAAGACUGAGUGGUCAGCCCUGCUCCUCGCCGGCGGCCUCGUGCUGCUCGAUCUCUUCUGGUACCCGUUCUGGUCCGCGCCAAGCUACCGCGCGGAUCACAUGCGCUACUACUUCUUCCAGACCUUGUCCGUAGCCGGCGGGUUGAUGUUGCUCGCGGUGCACGGCCCGGGUGCCAUCGCCCUCGAGAAGAGGGCGGCGGAGAAGGACUUUUGAGAUCUGAGGGAGCAACUCCAUGCGCCCGGUGGUCCAUGACUCUCUUCUCCCUUUCCUGUCCAGUGCUGCGUGUGGUGUGCCCACCCUCGUGCUCUCGCACUCCACCCCGCUGCCCAACUUGAGAAUCGUGCUUUGCAUACUCGAGGGGCACCCACGUGGUGUAGUCGCCCGCUCUGAUGUCACGUGGCAUGUGGCACGCUGCCUCUGCGCCCCCCCACACCCCACCCUUUCGCGAUCGUUUGUCGAGCAAACUGUGAUCGCGCGCCUUGCGAGAGCUCGUUCUUUCUGAGGAAGAAAGAACUCGUGCUAGAAAAGCGCGAAACACGUACGAC